Messenger RNA from Beta vulgaris subsp. vulgaris (sugar beet), 2467 nucleotides. Its product is annotated as probable sulfate transporter 3.4. Gene Ontology annotation, biological process: transmembrane transport. Gene Ontology annotation, molecular function: secondary active sulfate transmembrane transporter activity. Gene Ontology annotation, cellular component: membrane. The coding region runs from base 367 to 2337 and encodes 656 amino acids. The transcript is spliced from 13 exons. The record is from RefSeq and is a predicted model, not a curated record. NCBI's taxonomy places the organism in Eukaryota, Viridiplantae, Streptophyta, Magnoliopsida, Caryophyllales, Amaranthaceae.
AAAAACAGAGGUAGUUGAGUCAGUCCAUUUUUCCCCAUGCACGGUUACAAUUUUUUGCUUCCCUCAUCUUCCUUCUAUUAUUUUUUUCCUACUUAACUUUCAAUAAUUUUCUGAAAAAUACAGCAGCACAUUAAAUCUGAUUCCUUCUUCACUCAUCAACGGUUAAUAACUUAUAACAUUUCCACCUCCCAAAAAAAACACACCCACCCAGAAAAAAAAACAUAAGAUGGGACCAACCAAUUUAUAUUCUAGAUGUCCCAAAAUAGUCUAUAUAUACCUUACAAAAUUAAGUACGUAGUAUAGUAAAAUACAACUUCUUCCACCAAAAAAAAAUAAACACAGAGAAAAAAAGAGUGCAAAUUUAGCAUGAAAACAGAAGAAGUUGAUCAUGUAAAAAUGUCUUCAAUUUCCAUAGAACAAAGUGCAAUAAGUGUACCAAAUUUAGGGAUACAUAGUGUUCCUUUACCACCUAAAAAAACCACAUUGCAAAAACUCAAACUCAAACUUACUGAAAUUUUCUUCCCAGAUGAUCCACUUUACCAAUUCAAGAACAAAAGUUUAAGAACUAAAAUUAUUUUGGGUUUUCAGUUCUUUUUCCCUAUUCUUCAAUGGCUGCCUACUUAUAGUUUGCAACUCUUUAGAUCUGAUCUUGUUUCUGGUCUCACCAUUGCUAGUCUUGCAAUUCCACAGGGUAUAAGUUAUGCAAAGCUAGCAAAUUUGCCUCCUAUAAUUGGACUAUAUUCAAGUUUUGUACCACCAAUUAUAUACUCUGUUCUUGGGAGUUCCAGACACUUGGGUGUGGGCCCAGUUUCCAUAGCAUCACUUGUAAUGGGUGCAAUGUUAAGUGAAUUCAUCUCUCCAACUGAUGAACCUGUGCUUUAUCUUAAACUUGCUUUCACUUCUACUUUCUUUGCUGGUUUAUUUCAGGCAUCUUUGGGAUUAUUCAGGUUGGGUUUUAUAAUUGAUUUCUUAUCAAAGGCCACAUUGAUUGGAUUCAUGGCUGGAGCAGCAAUCAUUGUUUCUCUUCAGCAGCUCAAAGCUUUGCUUGGGAUAACUCAUUUCACCAACAAAAUGCAGAUUAUCCCUGUCAUGUAUUCUGUUUUUAGCCACAAAAAUGAGUGGUCAUGGCAAACAAUUGUUAUGGGAAUCAGUUUUCUGGUAUUUCUACUAACAGCACGAUACAUUAGCUCAAAAAAGCCUAGACUUUUCUGGAUAUCAGCAGCUGCUCCAUUAACAUCUGUGAUCUUAUCAACUCUUUUAGUCUUUUGUCUCAGGUCCAAUGGAGAUAAGAUUGCCAAAAUUGGUCAACUACCCGAGGGUCUGAAUCCUCCAUCAAUAAACAUGCUAUACUUCCAAACUGCGCAUAUUGCUCUUGCUGCAAAAACAGGUCUCAUAACUGGUAUAUUGUCUCUAACUGAAGGAAUCGCGGUUGGUAGAACAUUCGCAUCCUUAGAAAAUUAUCAAGUCGAUGGGAACAAAGAAAUGAUGGCAAUAGGUGCAAUGAACAUUGUUGGUUCAUGCUCCUCAUGCUACGUGACUACAGGAGCAUUUUCGCGAUCUGCUGUGAACUAUAAUGCUGGAGCAAAGACGGCUUUCUCCAACAUAGUGAUGGCAACUGCAGUACUAGUGACUCUACUCUUCUUGAUGCCCCUCUUCUAUUACACUCCUAAUGUUGUUUUAGCAGCAAUCAUUAUAACUGCUGUUAUUGGACUGAUAGACCACGAAGGUGCUUUGAGAUUAUGGAAAGUUGACAAACUUGAUUUUGUGGCUUGUUUGUGCUCCUUUCUUGGAGUUCUCUUCAUCUCAGUGCCUUCCGGGCUUGCCCUUGCUGUUGGAAUAUCGGUAUUCAAGGUUCUCCUACAUAUAACCAGACCAAACAUCGUGACCUUAGGCAACAUCCCAGGUACUCAAAUGUUCAAUAGCAUUGAACGUUACAAGAAUGCCUCAAGGAUCCCCUCGUUCCUCAUUAUAGGGCUUGAAGCUCCAAUUUACUUUGUAAAUUCAACUUACCUCCAGGAACGAAUACUAAGGUCCAUCAGAGAGGAGGAAGAUAUGAUCAAAUCCAACGGCGAUCCCAUGCUGAAAUAUGUAGUUUUAGACAUGACAGCGGUGACAGCCAUUGAUACGAGUGGAAUCGACACCAUUAAUGAGCUCGGAAAGAGCAUCCGAAACAGAUCAUUAGAGUUGGCUCUUGUGAAUCCUGUUGGGAGUGUAAUGGAGAAGCUUCACAAGUCAAAGGUGCUUGAGUUAUUUGGUUCUAAUAAUGGGGUUUACAUGUCAGUUGGAGAAGCCAUUUUGGAUAUGACAACUUCGAAGAAGGUGGAUGGCUUAGCUUAGAUUUGUGGUAUCUGAUUCCUUAACAUUGUAAAGAUGUAAGAACUUCAUCAUUUAUGGAGUAACUUGUCAAUUAGAGCUUAAGAAAUAUCAGAUUUAUAUUACAAAAAAUGCGUGUUGAGCUUUUUUCUUC